Molecule: messenger RNA, 1979 nt
Organism: Alnus glutinosa
Lineage: Eukaryota; Viridiplantae; Streptophyta; Magnoliopsida; Fagales; Betulaceae
Product: serine carboxypeptidase-like 42
Exons: 10
Coding region: 401-1810 (469 amino acids)
Biological process (GO): proteolysis
Molecular function (GO): serine-type carboxypeptidase activity
Source: RefSeq, a predicted model, not a curated record
UGCCAAGUCGAUCUACUAGACCAUGCUACUUCCCAACGUCUUUUAACAGCCAAGACUUAGGUGAGACCAAAAAUUACUGCCCCAGCUGUAGCCUGCAACUUCCCAAGGGCCGUCUGUAUUAAGUAUGUGCAUAUAUAGCUAGUCCUAAAAUUUGAACUUUUUAUAUGUGCUCCCUUUUCUUAAAGCCGCCCAAGAUUCACGUGCCUGUUACAACAGAUCUAUUCUUUUUGGAUAAAGUACGAGAAAAAAAUUUGAAAAUUUGUUACGAAAAAGAUGCACACUUUUUCUGGAUAACACUUGUUUGGUGUGAUAUAUAUAUUUUGUAGAGGGACAUCAUGACAUUCUGUGGGGAAUGGAUAAAAGGGGUGGGUUUUCUGUGAGGAUCUUGUGAUUUCCUGAGAUGGGUAGGGGUUGGUUUGUUGGGAUUUUGGCUGUGUGGUUGUUGGGGGCGGUUGGUGUGCAAGGUUACCCGGCUGAGGAUCUGGUUGUGAGGCUGCCUGGACAGCCUACGGUUGGGUUCAGGCAGUAUGCUGGGUAUGUUGAUGUGGAUGUCAAGGCUGGGAGGAGCCUGUUCUACUAUUUUGUCGAGGCAGACAAAGAACCUGACAAGAAGCCCCUCUCGCUCUGGCUCAAUGGAGGCCCGGGUUGUUCCUCUCUUGGUGGAGGUGCCUUUACAGAGUUGGGUCCAUUUUAUCCUACAGGUGAUGGUCGAAGCCUUCGAAAAAAUUCAAUGUCAUGGAAUAAAGCAUCGAAUCUCCUCUUCGUUGAGUCUCCUGCUGGAGUAGGAUGGUCAUACUCAAACACAAGUUCAGAUUAUACAUGUGGAGAUGCCUCCACUGCUAGGGAUAUGCAUGUCUUUUUGUUGAAAUGGUACGAGAAGUUUCCAGAUUUCAAAUCCAGAGAACUUUUCCUCACCGGAGAAAGCUAUGCAGGGCAUUACAUACCACAACUGGCUAUUGCCCUUCUGGACCAUAAUGCACAUUCAACUGGUUUCAAGUUCAAUAUCAAGGGGGUUGCUAUUGGGAAUCCACUUUUAAAACUUGAUCGGGAUGUUCCAGCAACCUACGAAUUCUUUUGGUCACAUGGAAUGAUUUCUGAUGAAAUUGGGCUUGCCAUCAUGAACGAUUGUGAUUUUGCUGACUAUGUCUUUGCAAGUCCUCACAAUGUGACAGAAUCAUGCAACCGUGCCAUAAAUGAAGCAAACAGCAUUGUUGGUGAUUACAUAAACAACUACGAUGUGAUCCUUGACGUCUGCUAUCCAUCUUUAGUAGAGCAAGAGCUGAGAUUGCGGAAAUUGGCUACUAAGAUAAGUGUUGGGGUUGAUGUGUGUAUGACCUAUGAAAGACGGUUCUAUUUCAACCUUCCUGAAGUUCAGAGAGCUCUUCAUGCAAAUCGGACCAAAUUACCUUACAACUGGUCUAUGUGCAGUGGUGUUCUGAAUUACAGUGAUAUUGAUGGGAACAUUGACAUGCUUCCCUUACUCAAAAGAAUACUCCAAAAUCGUAUUCCAGUUUGGGUUUUCAGUGGGGAUCAAGAUUCCGUUGUACCGCUGCUCGGCUCACGGACACUCGUCCGAGAACUGGCUCAUGAUCUGAAUCUCAAGAUUACAGUACCAUAUGGAGUUUGGUUUCACAAACGCCAGGCGGGAGGUUGGGCGACUGAGUAUGGCAAUUUGUUAACUUUUGCCACAGUAAGGGGUGCUGCACAUAUGGUACCCUAUGCACAGCCAUCAAGAGCAUUGCAUCUAUUCAGUUCAUUCGUGCGUGGCCGGAGGUUGCCGAAUGCAACACGUCCUCCAAUUGAUGAUUAAGAACAAUGUGAUCAGAAGUUUCAAAUUGUUUCAUGAUCCAGAAAUCCCACUCAAAAGCAUUAAGAUAGAAUUGGUCUUUCAGUGGUAAUAAUGAAAAAUAGAAACAGUUGCAAUUGUAUUUGGAGGAAUGAUAGAAUCAAAAUAUCAUCAAGAACAUGAAUUUUCUGCA